UUCCCCGGCCCCGAGGCGCCCCGGCAGGCUGGUCCCGAUGAGCGCUCCGCUGCUCCGCCCGCCUAGCCCGCUGCCGCCGCCCGGGGCUGCUGCUGCUGGCGGCGGCGUCGCCUUCCACCUCCAGAUCGGGCUGAGCCGUGAGCCCGUGCUGUUGCUGCAGGACUCCUCGGGGGACUUCAGCCUGGCCCACGUCCGGGAGAUGGCUUGUUCCAUCGUCGACCAGAAGUUUCCUGAGUGUGGUUUCUACGGAAUGUAUGAUAAAAUUCUUCUCUUCCGCCAUGACCCUACCUCUGAAAACAUUCUCCAAUUGGUGAAAUCAGCUGGAGAUAUCCAAGAAGGAGACUUAGUUGAAGUUGUCUUAUCAGCUUCUGCUACAUUUGAAGACUUUCAAAUCCGACCCCAUGCUCUUUUUGUACAUUCUUACCGAGCACCAGCCUUUUGUGACCAUUGUGGAGAAAUGCUGUGGGGACUGGUGCGCCAGGGACUCAAAUGUGAAGGAUGUGGUCUAAAUUACCAUAAGAGAUGUGCAUUUAAAAUUCCUAACAACUGCAGCGGUGUACGUAAAAGGCGCCUGUCAAACGUUUCCUUAACAGGACUCAGCACUAUUCGGACAGUUUCUGCAGAGACAUCACCCAGUGUGCCGGAUGAAGCCCUUCUGUCUCCUGUUAGCCCUGGCUAUGAGCAAAAAACACCAUCAGAAUCAUUCACUGGGCGAGAGAAGAGAUCAAAUUCACAAUCCUACAUUGGACGACCUAUUCAGCUUGACAAGAUCCUACUUUCUAAGGUUAAAGUGCCUCACACUUUUGUCAUCCACUCUUACACACGGCCAACAGUUUGCCAGUACUGUAAGAAGCUUCUCAAAGGGCUUUUUAGACAGGGUUUGCAGUGUAAAGACUGUAGGUUCAAUUGUCACAAACGCUGUGCACCUAAAGUACCAAAUAACUGCCUGGGGGAAGUUGCCAUUAAUGGAGAUCUCCUUAGUCCUGGGGCUGAGUCUGAUGUGGUUAUGGAAGAAGGGAGUGACGACAAUGACAGUGAAAGAAACAGCAGUUUUAUAGAUGACAUGGAAGAAUCUAUAGCUCAUGAUUCUGAGAUAUCAAUGACGGGAUGCCAUAGUGACAAUGGGGAAAUGCAGGAUCCUGAUCCAGAUCAUGACGAGUCUAACAGGAUGAUCAGCCCUUCAACCAGCAACAAUAUUCCAUUAAUGAGAGUGGUACAGUCUGUGAAGCACACGAAAAGGAGAAGUAGCACAGUAAUGAAGGAAGGUUGGAUGGUUCACUAUACCAGCAAGGACACACUGAGGAAGCGACAUUACUGGAGACUAGACAGCAAAUGUAUCACUCUUUUUCAAAAUGAUACUGGAAGCAAAUAUUAUAAAGAAAUCCCAUUGUCUGAAAUUUUCUCUCUGGAACCUGCAAAAACUUUCACUUUACUGCCUCAAGGAGCCAAUCCUCAUUGUUUUGAAAUAAGCACAGCAAAUAUAGUCUAUUAUGUUGGAGAAAACAUAGAAAACCUCUCAAGUGUUCAAUUGAAUAACGGUGUUCUCACUAGCGGUAUUGGCAUUGAUGUGGCAAGAAUGUGGGAGAUGGCAAUACAGCACGCCCUGAUGCCCGUCAUCCCUAAAGGGGCAUCAAUGGGGUCGGGACCCAGCCUACACAGGGAUAUAUCCAUCAGUAUUUCUGUGUCAAACUGCCAAGUUCAAGAAAAUGUGGAUAUCAGCACUGUAUACCAGAUCUUCCCAGAUGAGGUUUUGGGAUCAGGACAGUUUGGAAUUGUUUAUGGAGGAAAACAUCGCAAGACAGGAAGGGAUGUUGCCAUUAAAAUAAUUGACAAACUAAGGUUUCCAACUAAACAAGAAAGCCAACUUCGUAAUGAGGUUGCAAUUUUACAGAAUCUUCAUCAUCCUGGGGUUGUAAAUUUGGAGUGCAUGUUUGAGACACCAGAAAGAGUGUUUGUUGUUAUGGAAAAACUCCAUGGAGACAUGCUGGAGAUGAUCCUAUCAAGUGAAAAGGGCAGACUGCCAGAGAGAAUAACAAAGUUUUUAAUUACUCAGAUCCUUGUUGCUUUAAGACAUCUUCAUUUCAAAAAUAUAGUUCAUUGUGACCUCAAACCAGAAAAUGUGUUAUUGGCAUCAGCUGAUCCUUUCCCCCAGGUAAAACUUUGUGAUUUUGGCUUUGCUCGAAUCAUUGGGGAGAAAUCCUUCAGGCGUUCAGUUGUAGGAACACCAGCCUACCUUGCUCCGGAAGUGCUGAGAAAUAAAGGCUAUAACAGAUCUCUAGAUAUGUGGUCUGUGGGUGUUAUCAUUUAUGUAAGCCUCAGUGGUACCUUUCCAUUCAAUGAAGAUGAGGAUAUACACGACCAAAUCCAGAAUGCUGCUUUCAUGUAUCCACCCAAUCCUUGGAAAGAAAUCUCUCAUGAAGCUAUUGAUCUCAUAAAUAAUUUGUUGCAAGUGAAAAUGAGAAAGCGCUACAGUGUGGACAAAACAUUAAGCCACCCAUGGUUACAGGACUAUCAAACCUGGUUAGAUUUAAGGGAGCUUGAAUGUAAAAUGGGGGAGCGUUACAUCACCCAUGAAAGUGACGACACUCGAUGGGAACAGUAUUCAGGAGAACAUGGAUUGCAGUAUCCAGCACACCUUAUCAGUCCAAGUGCUAACCAUAAUGAAAACACCACGCUACAAGAAACAGAAAUGAAAGCCCUCAGUGAGCGUGUCAGCAUCCUUUAA
Numida meleagris (helmeted guineafowl) is the source of this 2725-nucleotide messenger RNA. RefSeq names its product protein kinase D1 (gene PRKD1). Gene Ontology annotation, molecular function: protein serine/threonine kinase activity; ATP binding. The coding region runs from base 38 to 2725 and encodes 895 amino acids. The transcript has 19 exons. The record is from RefSeq and is a predicted model, not a curated record. Gene Ontology annotation, biological process: protein phosphorylation. Lineage: Eukaryota; Metazoa; Chordata; Aves; Galliformes; Numididae.